UGGCGUCGAGGAGAAACUAUAUUGAACUUCGCUAGUCCAACAAGCUUGGGACCAGACUGGUGCCAGACUAAACUACUGAAGCUUAGGUUUAAAGGGAAAAACAAUGUGUAUACUGUAUUGUACUGCUACAACUUAGUUUCAUAUGCUGUGUGGAAUGAAGCUACUAUAUUUGACUUCAUUGAGGAUGACAUCUUCUUCGAGGUUCUCUACCCUCAGGAAUUGAGCUAUACUUAUCGUCUCCGUCAAGCAAAAAACAUUGGAAUUCCUUUUACGCACGUAUUUCAUGGAGUUCGGCUAGUGGUGGCUGAUCCUAUGGAAUGUUGUUCACUGCCUUAUAAUGCACCUGAACUUAAAGGGGCUGUUGCCUUAGUUUCAAGAGGGGAUUGCUCAUUCGUGAGUAAAGCCAUAAAAGCUGAACAAGCAGGAGCACUUGCCGUUAUUGUGAUGGACAACAACCCUGAAAAUGACGAAUUUUAUAUUGAGAUGGUAAAGGAUGACACCAACCGAGAUCCAAAAAUACCAGCAGCUUUUCUCUUGGGCAAAAGCGGGUAUAUGAUUGCAAAAAUAUUGAGUGAUGAGCAUGAAGAAGCAGCUAUUAUCAACAUUCCUGUCAACCUAACUUCAGUUCCUUUUCAUAAAUUAAAUCAACCUCCAUGGAUAAUUUGGUGAUGUUUGGUUAUUUAGGUUUAUAAUAAUACCAGAGAUUACGAGAGUUGAUAUUAUGUUAGCUUAAAGACAUGGGCGUCUGCAGGAAAGCAACAGUAGGCAGUCCCUUCCCCUCAAAUAUCUAGCAAAAGUAUAUUAAAAAAUUGAUAUUCAUAAUAUUGUACAAGAAAAUGGGAAAUGCAGUAAUGCAAAAGGAAAUUUAUGUAUUAGAUAAAAAUUUCAUUAUUAUUUUGGCAUUUUCAUAAUUUUUAGCAAUAAUGUCUAUUUGUCAACAUUGUCCUCUCUGAAACAUGUUCUAUUGAUGCCCAUGCAUAAGGUCCCCCUCCAAGUACAAUCGUAGUUAUGGCCAGUGAUUUUACAUAACUAGAAGAAGCAAAACAAUGAAAGCCACCAUGACAGUUAAACAUAACAAAAUCUAAAAUUUUAUAAUUUAUAUUUACAUAACUAGGAUUGGAAUAGGAUACAGUAAGUCCUCGAUAUAUGUGAGGGAUGCAUUCCUGAAAACCUCGCAAAAGUCAAAAUCACAUAUAUCAAGUACAGUACUGUACUUAAAUUAAAUGGGAAAAGUAGGAUGAGUUCCAUAACCCAAAAUGAAAAUGUUCCAGACAAAUAAACUACCUGCAUAAAACAAAUCAAUAUAUUAAUUGAAAAUAACAGAUAAAGCAAGUGUACAGUAUAGUGUACUUAACAAUAAAAGUAGAUACAUCAACUUGGGUAGACAAGAUGAUGGAGGUGGUGGUAGGGGUUUUACAUAGUGGGUGUUGGAGUGACCUCUGCAGAGUUAUCAGGGUUGGAAUACAUAUCAGAGAGUGUGACAUCUCGCAUAAGGCUGAAUUUUGCUCACAUUAAUUGAAUUCCUGGUAGGAGUAGGGUCUACGCAUAUGAGUGAACUCGUAUAUGUCAAGGACUUACUGUACUGAUAACUCUAUAGUCUAUACAGUAAUAUAAAUAGCGUUUGGUUACUUUCAUCCCCGACUCAUUCUAAACCCUGAAAAUCAUACCUUCAGCUUCAUUCCUUAAUAAAGGCCCUUCUUAGCUUGGAAAUCCCUUCCUAUUUGCUCACAAAGUGCCUACUACUGUGGUCAAGUAAUUUAUAGCCACUUCAGUACAGUUUCAUUGUGAAACAAAAAACCAAAGAUAAUUAGUAUAUUUAUUGAAAAUACUUCGUAAAAAAAAAAACAAGUGUGGAUUCACAUAUUUACAAUAUUGUGAAGUUAUAGAAAUAUGGAAUUUAAUGGAAAAUCUGGUUUGUUUGGAACUACUGUACAAUGCAGUGUACAGUAUAUGUAAUAAAAAUUAUGUCAUCUUGAAUUUCCAAAAAUGUAAAUUAGUUGGGUAAGAAUAUCCAUUCAUCAUUAGUGUGAAUUUAAAAAAAAUGUGAUAGACAUUUCUUUAAAUACAGGUUGACAAUCCCUUAUCCGAAAUCCUUGGGGCCAGAGGCAUUUCGGUUUUUGGAAUUUUUCGGUUUUCAGAAUGGUUAGUUUUUU
This is a messenger RNA of Homarus americanus (American lobster), 2153 nucleotides long. RefSeq names its product PRADC1-like protein. The annotation marks the transcript as partial. NCBI's taxonomy places the organism in Eukaryota, Metazoa, Arthropoda, Malacostraca, Decapoda, Nephropidae. The record is from RefSeq and is a predicted model, not a curated record. The transcript is spliced from 6 exons.